ACGUGGAGGCGGCAACUUUCAGGCGGACGGCUCACACACUCCCAGACUCCCUAUCGUCUCUCGGUCACUCAGUACCUCAUCCGCACUACACUGAGAAGGUUGAGACUGCUACUACCUCUCUAUUUCACCAUGAGCUCGCUGGUAAACAACCUCAUAGUUCCUGGCCACGAUAAGGACGUUGCCAACACGAACGGGACUGUUAUUCAAGUGGCUGCUAGAGAUGGAGAAAAUGGAAGCAGGAAGAACCUUGUUGGCUGCAGGAUGAAGUGGGCAGCGAAUUCAAACGGCAGGGAGCGUGGUGUUCUCCGUCCUCUCGCGUCAGGAGGAGGUAGCAUGUGCUUGGAACUGACCGUGACUGGUGAGGAAACACCGUAUUCGUUCGAGGUGAUAGAAGAGAGCGCCCGAUAUCUGCUGGCCAAGACUCGACACAGGCCCAAGAUUGGUGUGAUCUGCGGUUCUGGUCUAGGAGGAUUGGCGGAGCAGCUUCAGGACAGCGAUGAGUUUCCCUACGAGACAAUUCCAAACUUCCCAGUCUCUACGGUGGUGGGUCACGCUGGCAGGAUGGUCAUUGGACUGAUCAGCGGCAUCCCUGUUCUCUGCAUGCAAGGAAGGUUCCAUUCUUAUGAAGGCUACCCGCUGUGGAAGUGCGCGAUGCCAGUUCGUGUGAUGAAAGUCAUGGGUGUGGAACAGCUGGUGGUGACGAAUGCUGCUGGUGGACUUAACCCUUCGUACAACGUGGGAGAUAUCAUGAUCAUUAAGGACCACAUCAAUAUGCAGGGCUUUGUCGGUGACUCGCCGCUACGUGGCAAGAAUGAUGAACGCUUUGGGCCACGUUUCCCUGCCAUGAACAACGCCUAUGACCGCUCCCUGAGGCGCCGCGCAGGGGAGAUAGCACUGGACAUGGGCCUUGGGGAUGCAGUGAAGGAAGGGGUCUAUGUGAUGCUGGGAGGACCUACUUAUGAGACUGUGGCUGAACUGAAUCUACUGAGGAUCCUUGGAGUGGAUGCUGUGGGAAUGAGCACUGUGCCUGAAGUGGUGGUGGCGCGGCACUGUGGCAUCAGAGUGUUUGCCUUUUCCCUCAUUACCAACAAGUGCAUCGUUGAGUAUGACACUGAAGCUAAGGCCAACCAUGAAGAGGUCAUUGAAGCUGCCAACAGGAGGAAGAAAGACCUGCAGAAUCUUGCCAGUCGAGUUAUUGAGGUGAUGGCAGAGGAGGGGCACAAUGAGUCCACCUCUGCCUCUAAUGCCACUAAGACUGAUGCUGCUGCUGCUGCUAGUGUUUGAGUAGGCAAGACAUCCAGGCUCUUCCUUAUGGUUUAGUUUCAGAAGCAGGAAGUCUCUUUCUCUUUUUCUUUUUUGUAUUUUCUUUAGUAUUAUCUUGUAUCUCUCUCUCUCUCUCUCUCAUACACAGAAAAACCAUGGUAUAAGUAUUAUAUUGAUAGAUAUUUUACUCAUGAUGGUGUUACAUAUGUAGAACUCUUGAGGUAGAAGCACAACAAUUGUUUAGUGAUCCUUUAUAACAGAAUCUUUGUAAAUUUGUACUAACGUUCAUUGAAUACACAAGUAUUGUAGUUUUGAUUUUGAAGUUAAUUUUCUGUCUGAUAAGUGCUGUAGUAGUAGUAGUAGUAGUAGUAGUAGUAAUUUUGAUCUAAUGAACUAUCUCAUUCAUUCAUUAUAAAUAUUUUAUCAGAAAGAUGGUUGGUAUAUAGUAUUAAUAGUAGUUAUCAUCUUGUCAUAAUCUACCUAUAAACAACCUGUUAUAUAUGAAUUAUAUUUUCUUUAUUAUUGUCACUGAUGCUGUAAUGAUGAUGAUGAUGAUGAUGAUGAUGAUCUGUUAGGCCAAUUUCUGCUACCUUUCCUACCAUCUACUUCUCCCAUCUCUGGCUACUUGAAGAGAUUGAGGUUUGAUAUGGUGUAAUUGAAUGAUGAGGAUGAUGAAGCAUUGGUUAGAUGAAGUCUUCUUUUCUCCUGUCCACCUUUGCCUUUGGAUAACACUUGAAAGGAUUAUGGCUUGAUUAUAAUAUGGUGUUCCCUUCCUUAUUCUCAAUGGAAAGUUUUAUAAAAUACUUGGCUGUGGACUGAAUGAUUAACUUGCAUCCUUCCUUACCAGUUCCCCACUUAAUGGUUUGGAUACAUGGGCAUUUCACUCCCAGCUAGUCACUAGCAUCUACUCUCAGGAAGGUGUGUGUUGCUGGCAAGUUUACCACCUGAUGUUCUGACAUUUGGUACAGAUCAUUCCAUUAGUGAUGUGCAUUUUCUUGAAUGUUAGUGUAAUUGUUCCAUCCUAAAGGGACCAAAAACUGAGUGAAUAAAUGGUUUGUUUCCUAAUGUUAAGCUGUGUUAUUUAAUGUCAUGUGGCAUUAAUGUUUGUGUUACUGACAAUGUAUACACUGCCCUGUGCCUGGCAACACUGAAGGCACUUUUAUACCAAGCAGUUUGUAUGUUCAAAAUAAUGAAAAUUUUUAUUAGCA
Messenger RNA from Portunus trituberculatus (swimming crab), 2471 nucleotides. RefSeq names its product purine nucleoside phosphorylase-like. Gene Ontology annotation, molecular function: purine-nucleoside phosphorylase activity. Gene Ontology annotation, cellular component: cytoplasm. The record is from RefSeq and is a predicted model, not a curated record. Gene Ontology annotation, biological process: nucleoside metabolic process. Bases 130 to 1284 code for a protein of 384 amino acids. The transcript is spliced from 9 exons. NCBI's taxonomy places the organism in Eukaryota, Metazoa, Arthropoda, Malacostraca, Decapoda, Portunidae.